AUGUCAGCUCAAGCGAGUCGUUCGCGCAAAUCCGAACAGGCACAACAAGAAGCCGAUCAGGCCUUGCUUCAAGUAAGUAGCACUCUUUUUCUCUAGUUUCCCUCUAUUUUUCUUGUUUACCAGAAAAAUACUAGAAAAAUAGUCAAUGUUUUUCCCUUUUUUCAUAUAUUAAAAAUGAAAAAUAAAAAAGAAAAGAAAAAAGUAUUUUAGGCAGCAAUAGAUGACAAUUCUAUGGAACAAGAUGAGAAUUUCACGGUUAUUGAUAAAUUGGAGGUAGGUAAUUUUGUUGAAAUUUCGAAAUUUUAAGCUGCAAAAUUGUAGACAUGCGGUGUGAGCUCAGGAGAUAUUGCGAAAUUGAAAGAGGCUGGAUAUUAUACGUAUGAGGCAUUGGCUUUUACGACAAGAAGAGAGUUGAGAAAUGUGAAGGGAAUUAGUGAUCAGAAAGCCGAGAAAAUUAUGGUAAAUUAUUUUGGGGAAUGAGAAAAUGGACCAAAAAUAGAAAUUUGUGAAAAAUUGAAAUUUUAGCUUCAUAGCUUCUUUUUGGAAAUCAAAAACUGAAUAUUCAUAUUUUCAUCAAAAAUUGGUCUGAAAAUUCAAGAAACCGCUAGAACUUUGAUUCAAAAUGUAUUUGGUAAUUCCAGUUAAUUUUUCACAGAUAUUCUAACAAAAUUAAAAAAAAAACUAACCUGAAAAUAUGCUGGCGAAAAUGGUUUAUUAUUGUCCCAGGCUGCAACAAUUCAUUUCUCACGUUCAUAAAAUUGCGAAAUGGUAAUGUCUGCCAGAUUGCAAUAAUACACGAAUGCAAGGUCACGCUGUGAAAAUAAUUUUUUUCAAAAAUCAGGAAACAUUUUUAACAGUAUUUUUCAUUGAUUUCUAGAGUUUACCACCAAAUUUUGGUUCACAAAAUACAUCAAUCAUUAGCUGGGAAACUCUAGAAAUAAAAAAAAUAUGUAAAUUAGUUCAGAGUCAAGUUUUGAGUUUUAAAAUAAAAUAUAAAAUAUUCAAUGUUUACCUUUUCAGAAAGAAGCAAUGAAACAUGUUCAAAUGGGUUUCACAACUGGCGCAGAAGUACAUGUCAAACGCAGUCAACUCGUCCAAAUCCGCACCGGCUCCGCAGCUCUCGACCGACUUCUCGGCGGUGGAAUCGAAACCGGUUCUAUCACUGAAGUCUACGGUGAAUACCGUACCGGUAAAACACAACUCUGUCACAGUUUGGCUGUUUUAUGUCAACUUCCGAUUGAUAUGGGAGGUGGUGAGGGAAAAUGUAUGUAUAUUGAUACGAAUGCAACUUUCCGACCGGAAAGAAUUAUUGCGAUUGCUCAAAAAUAUAAUAUGGAUAGUGCACAUGUUUUGGAAAAUAUUGCGGUUGCUCGCGCUUAUAAUUCGGAGCAUUUGAUGGCUCUUGUUAUACGCGCAGGUGCUAUGAUGUCUGAAAGUCGAUAUGCUGUUAUGGUUGUUGAUUGUGCCACUUCACAUUUUCGAAAUGAGUAUACAGGUCGAGGAGAUUUGGCAGAACGCCAAACAAAACUUGCGGCGUUUUUGAAGUGUCUUGCAAAAUUGGCUGAUGAAUAUGGAGUUGCGGUGAUUAUUACGAAUCAAGUUGUGGCACAAGUUGAUGGUGGUGGUGGAAUGUUCCAGGCGGAUGCGAAAAAACCAAUUGGUGGACAUAUUAUUGCGCAUAUGUCGACUACACGGUACGAUUUUUUGAAAUUUUGAUGGAAAGAACAAAUUUUUAUCGAAAACCCUACAUCUGUCAAGUUUGAGGUUAUCCUUCUGAAACGUGGAAAAACUAAAUUUUUCCUAAUAAAAUCUGAAAGAUAUUUUUCAUUUCCAAAAAUCCUUUUCAUGGAAAAUUCACGAAAAAUUUGAAUUUUAUCUCAUUUUCUCCAACUUCCUUCAAAAUGCAGAUUUUUCAACGAUCAAGUUCAUUUUGUCAAAAAAUCCUAAUCAGAUUUGAAAUUCUCAAAGUCUGUAUAUUCUAGACAUCCUUUUCCACUGUAUAUCAUCUCAAAAAAAGAUAUGCGAUGAAAAAAAAUGAUUUUCAUUUCUUCGAAAAUUGAGUGAUACAAAUCUGCCUUUCUGCCAAAAAUAUGAUAGACAAACAAAUAUGGAGAUGAUUUUUUGGGCAUUUCUCAGAUAAGCCUCUCUCCUUUCUCCCCUUUUUCGAAACAAAAAACCGGCCGUUUUCGAUGGCGAAAAAUUGGAUACUUUCACUUGCCACCCGAAAUCGUACCUAAAAACUGUUUUUUGGAGAAAGAGAGAUUAAUUUGAUGAUAUAUUAGAUCAUGGAACGAAAAUGAUCGAAAUCGCGAUUUUUUGAUUGGCAGAUUUUUUGAUGGAAAAUAUUGGCUGGAAACAUGUCUGAAAAUAUUUUUUGGGGGAUUUUCGAACUCCAGAGUCUGGAAGCCAGAAAAUUACAAUAUUUUGCAUAUAAUUUUGACCACAAAAUACACGUGGAGCAUACAUUUGAAAAUUCAAGUUUUUCGGUUUAAAAUUCAUAAUUGAAGCUUGGAUUUUCACAAAACCUAGUUUAUUCUGAAUUUUUUGACAAUACAUUUGCUUUGAAAAGUUAUUUUAUUCGCACAAUAUUUUUUGCGGAUUUUUCUCGAAACAAAAAAAAAUUAAUUUUAAUUUUGAGAUUUCUCUAGGCUUCACCAAAAAUGAAAAGUUCUCUUCAAAUUCUGAUGUUUGAUAGAAAUUUCAAUCACAUGUGGAAACCAUGUGGAUUUUACAGUUUUUCCAGCAAUUUUUUUCACGGAUAAAAUCAAAAGUUCUUUCUGGAAAACCAAACACCACGCCCAAAAAAAGUUUUUUUUUCAGAUUAUAUCUUCGCAAAGGAAAAGGCGAAAAUCGUGUGGCAAAAAUGGUACAAAGUCCGAAUUUGCCUGAGUCUGAAGCCACAUAUUCAAUCACCAAUCAUGGAAUCGAAGAUGCACGCGAGGAUUGA
Messenger RNA from Caenorhabditis angaria, 2947 nucleotides. Lineage: Eukaryota; Metazoa; Nematoda; Chromadorea; Rhabditida; Rhabditidae. The record is from the annotation of a GenBank genome assembly.